GUCAGCCAUCUGCCGCAGUCAGCUAGCUCCAGCGGGAAUGGAAAAUGGAGGAUUGACCGACCAGCGAGGGCAUAUCAUCGGUAUUUAGUGUACAGAGAUUAUUCUACUGUGUACCAAGACCAAUGACAACUGCUGCAGCAACUUGGUUGUGUUUUGAAAAGCACUCUGUUACUCAUCACUGCUGACCUGCAGAUAUUCAGUUUGAAAGUAGUGAUUGACUCCAUCAUCUAUGGAGGAGACUGUGAGCCCUGUGCUCUCUCUAGCCCCUGAGCCAGAGCAAAGCCAGGAACAUAUGGAUAGCUGCUGUCAAGGUUUUGUAGGAGAAUACAGCCAGCAGAAAGAACCUGAAAAUGAGGAUGUAUCCAGUGAAGAAAUAGCUGAGCUAGAAAAAUCUUCCAAGGGCAGUGUAGUAAAAAAGACUUGGGGUUUCCGACAGUCCACCGUUGCAAAGAGAGAAAUGCCAGUGGAGGCAGCUGUUGACAGCCCUGAGAACCGCUGCCCUGUCCGUCGCAGUGGCAGGCAGUCCAAGCGCACUGACAAACUAGAGGAGUUUCUUUUAAAUGCCAAGAGAGGUUCAAGAAGGAGUGCCCCACCCAGCGUGGAAAGCGGAGAUCCUCCUUCCCAAACCCCAACUGAUGCAGAGACCGCGUCAGAAGCCAGCUUUGAUGGAAGCGCUGACACCAAGGCAGCAGAAGACAAGGUAGAGUCUCCAGAGAGGAGGACGAGAAGCGGCACAAGGAAGCCAACCCAACGUAAAACUCAAGGUGGCAGACAGACCCGAGGAGGCAGUGGAGUAGCAGUCAAAGAUGAGGGAAGUUCUGAGAAUGAGGAAGAUAACAAAGACCAUUUACCAGAGAAAAAAGACCCUGAAGAUGUAGGGAGUAGAAACACUGCACAGCCUCAGCCAGAGCAGGUCUCUGAGAUGACAGGGGGCAAUGAGCAGACAAAAGACAUUGGAGAAAAUGAUGUCAAAGAGAAAACGGAGAAAGACACUGCUAAAGAGACUGUUGUGGACAGUGCAGAAAAGCCUUCAAUGGCAGUUAAACGAGGACCAAUACGAACUUACAUCAACAAAAAGAGGGCUGUAAAUAAGAACAAUACAGCAGUUAAAGCUCCUCCUCCUGCCAACAAAAACACCACUUAUUCCAAGAGGGAGGUAAAACCUAAAAGUUCUCCAGCUGUAGGGAAAGCACAGAAGCACCAGGCACAAGAGGAUGAAGAUGAGGACUCUUCAACAUCAUCGUCCUCAUCAUCCAUUGAGUCUGAUGAUGGAGGUUAUGACCCCAAUGCCUUGUACUGCAUUUGCCGCCAGAAACACAACAAAAGGUUCAUGAUCUGCUGUGACCGCUGCGAGGAGUGGUUCCAUGGAGAUUGUGUGGGCAUCACUGAGGCCCGGGGGCGCCUGAUGGAGAGAAAUGGGGAAGACUACAUCUGCCCCAACUGCACUGCUAAGAAAAACCAGGUGGUCAGACCUGCCACAUCAAACCUCUAUCCAGAGAUCGGGAGGCCCAAAGCUGGUUUUCCACCGCCCGUUUCUGCUUCGACUCCCACUGCAUCUGAUGAGAAAUCUAACACUAGUGGAGUAGAAGUCAGUCUGUCAGCGAGUCAGGCUGAAGCAGUACCUCAAUCUUCAACAUCUGCAACUGAGGAGAAGAUAGUCGAGGACCAGGGCAUCAAAGGCAGGAUAGAGAAAGCUACUAAUCCAACUGGGAAGAAGAAGAUAAAAAUAUUUCAGCCGGCUGUACAGCAGCCAGUCGAACCAAAGGCAGACCAGAAAUCAGCCCCCGGGGUGGAAAACAAAGCAGCAGCCACAACAGAGCAGAAAGAACCAUCAGACACGGAGCAGAAAGUGGCGUCAAACGUGGAGGUUAAAACAACAUCAACAGCUGAGGAUCCAGAGGAGGAGGCUGGGCAGAGGGCUGAGGAGGAUUCUUCCCUUCCCAAAUGCAUCGGGCCUGGCUGUGAGAAUAACGCUCAGCCAGACUCGGUGUACUGUGGCAACGACUGCAUCCUGAGACAUGCUGCUGCUGCCAUGAAGUCCAUCACUGAUGUCAAGGAGCCUAAGUCGAAGGAAAAGGCCAAGGGUGCGAAAUCCAAGUCCACACCAAAGAAGAGCGGCGCUGGUGGAAAGAAGGCGCAGAAAAAGAGCCAAGAGGAGUCGGACAGCGAGGAAGAUCACACCACUGAUCCAGAUGAGGAUGAUGAAGAUGAGCAUGCUGUGGAACAUCCACCCCCGCCGGCAACUGCAUCCUGGUCCAGCGACCAUAAUUACAUUGCAGUAACACCAGAAAAGACUACACCCAUAUCUCCAACAGUGUUAAACAAAAAGUCAUCCCCCAAAGAAGACAAGCAGGGUGAGAAGGAACAGAAUGAAAAGGAACCAGCCUCAACUCCUGAGAAACCUCAGCCAGAGUCAAAGUCAACACCAGCCAAACGAAACAAGAAGACCCCAACCACUAAAGCAGCUAAGGUUUCCCCUAAGGGCAAAAAGACCUCUUCUCAGGCUACAACACCUAAGGCAUCCAAGAGACCUGUAACACCACCGAGUAAGACUUCGACAAGGUCAAAGAAACCAGGCACCUCUUCUGCCCCUGCUCCAUCUCCAUUCCCACCAGGUCCGAUCCAUGUCACUGGAGCGUUGAGAGUCACCAAGACCAACUUUACCAUUCCCAAGAAGCAGCCACAGCAAAAGGAUGCUUCAUCCCAUACCCAGCCGUUAUCAUCCCCCAGAGUCCCAUCCUCUCCAGUUUCUUCAGGUCCCUCCCAUCACUCCUCCUCGUCCAAACCUCCACACCCAGCUGCUUCAGCGCCCCCUGUGUCUCCAAUGCCACCUCCACCCAACAACCAGAUGAGGCAGAACAUCCGCCGCUCACUGACUGACAUCCUCUUUAAGAGGGUGAGCGACAGUGACGAUCUGAAAAUGACUGAAAGUGAGGUGGGAAGACUUGCAGUUGCCGUAGAAAAAGAAAUGUUCAACCUUUGCCUUAGCACUGACAGCAAGUACAAGAACAAAUACAGGUCCCUGAUGUUCAACCUGAAAGAUCCUAAAAACAAAGGCUUGUUCUACAGGGUGAUUGGUGGUGAGGUUAGUCCCUUCAGACUGGUGAGGCUAAGUGCUGAAGAGCUGCUAUCUAAGGAGAUAUCUGAGUGGAGGAAGCCUGAUGCUCCACAGGCCCAUUCUCAAAGCUCCAGAGGUCAUGCAGGACGUCAUAAACUGGGCAACAGGCACGACUCGGGCUCACAUAGCAUGGACAUUGAGGAUGCUCCUCCAACAUCUGAUGCAGAUGUAUGUAUCUCUACCGCCACUUCAUCUACUCGCAUGGCUUCUGCUGCAGACCAAGAGGAGUUGGGCUCCAAUCCUGCGGCUGGGUCUCAGGCCUCUGUUGUGGAGGGAAACAGUGGCAGCAGCAUGCCAGACGUUUUCAGUAAUAUGCUGAAAGAUACCACUUCUGAGCACAGGACUCAUCUGUUUGACCUGAACUGUAAAAUCUGCACAGGUCAGAAGACAGAAGAUGAGCCUGCAGCUAAAAAGGCCAAGCUGACAAAGAAACCAGAGCCCAAGUUGUCCAGAUCAGGGGAUGCCUCUCCUGCCAGCCAGUCACAGGUCCCAGCAGCUUACCAGCACCAAGAACCCUCAGCCUACCAACACCCUACCCCUCCAUCCUACCAGUCCAAUGUGGAGCCAUCUGUCCCUGAAUCACAGCAACAACUUUAUCAGGAGGAGCUCCCACCCAAGGUUCCUGCAACCAUUGUCCCCAGUGUGUCGUCAGUCACCAUCACACGUAGGGACCCACGCAUGGCCCGUCACAGCUCUGGCGUUACUGUAACCUACACUGCUCCAGAAAAAACUGCGAGCACAGCAGAACCACUCCCAGCUUCUGUUACUGCUUCUGUGGAGGUUGUACCCAAGACGUCAUUGCCAAUGCCCCCAGCUCCACCACCCUCAGCAGCUGUGACCAAAUCUGCAAAAACCAGUACAUCAGAGCCUCCCCCUGAGGGCGAGACUGCGAUCUUUCUCCACAGUCAAGAGAAGAUCUGGAAGGGAUUUAUCAACAUGCAGGCUGUGGCUAAGUUUGUGACCAAGGCCUAUCUGGUGUCAGGAUCCUUUGAACACCUAAAAGAGGAUUUGCCAGACACUAUUCAUGUUGGUGGUCGCAUAUCUCCAAACACAGUGUGGGACUAUGUUGGAAAACUGAAAACGUCCCUUUCCAAGGAACUGUGUCUGAUCCGUUUCCACCCAGCCACAGAAGAAGAGGAGGUGGCAUAUGUCUCUCUUUUUUCUUACUUUAGCAGCAGGAAAAGAUUUGGCGUGGUCGCUAACAACAACCGUCGCAUCAAAGACCUCUAUCUCAUCCCACUUGGCUCGAAGGAUCCAUUACCCUCCAAACUAUUACCGUUUGAUGGGCCAGGGCUUGAACCAGCUCGUCCAAACCUCCUCUUGGGUUUGCUGAUCUGCCAGAAAGACCGAAAACGUGCUGGUGCCCCUCUGGAAACAGAAGAAAAACGGUCCAAAACUCAAACCAAAGAUGCUGAGGACACUCUUCAGAAGCUUUCUCCUGCAGUCAGAGCAGACAGAAGCACUCGACAGAGCCUUGAAAUCCCCUUUAGCACAACUCCUCCAGGGUCUCCUCCAGCCAGUUCCUCUGAGACCUCAAACAGCACUGUGACUGCCUCUUCCGUCCUCUCCCUGUUUUCCACUGUCAAAGCUCCAGCUACAUCCUCUACUACUGGCAAGGACUCUCCACCCCAACCCAGCUCUUCCUCUGGAGCAGCUGCCACUCCCCUUCAAACCAUCCUCAACACACUUUUUGCAAAGAAAAAGCAUGACUCAGCUUCUAACUCUCCCUCUGAUCACGGAGGGGAACUCACUGUCCCACACACUACAAUGUUAGACCCCAUUGUCCGGCAGUAUGCACAAAGUUCAAAAGAAGAACAGGUAGAAGAGGAUGAAGACGACCGACCUUAUGAUCCAGAAGAAGAGUAUGACCCCAGUAGGAGCUACAGUGUGGCUAAAAAGCCUGUUGUAGUGGAUAGCAAACCUGAUAUCUCUAAGAAGCCAGAUGUGGAUGAGAAUGCUGGUGAUGAUGUGGCAUAUGACCCAGAGGAUGACUCAUUAUUUGAAGAUGUCAAAACUGUGGUUCCAAGCCAGGCCACAUCUGAAUCUAUAGCAGAUCCACAGAAGAUCUUGGAGAACCUCAAAAAGUUUGGUGAUCAGGCACUUCAGAAACAGGGAGAGCAGCAGACCAUAUCAACAGUGACGCCUGGAGCCUCAUUGACACUUCCAACCACACUCCUAGCUCAACCUACCAAAUCCCUUUUGGCCAACACUCAGCUAAUGCAGCUUGGCAAAAAAGUUGAGGAGCUAGUUAAGUCGUCAUCAGUUGCUCCCUUGAUCAACCAGAGGAGAGAUCCCAGACAGAGCAGGGAUCCUCGACAGGCUGUGGCUGACAGGAGACAGAGUGAUGAGACUGAAGAGAAAGAGGAGACAUCUGCUCCAUCGGUGGAUUCUACAUCUUCAACACAGCCUGCAGUACAAGAGCCUCAGCCGUCUAAUGUAGUUGAACUCCCAGACUCCUCACAAGGCUCGGAGGCAGCAUUGCCUGAAGAGGAAGUAGAAAAUGAGAUGCUACCCUUCAUGGAGUCCAACAAGUCAGAGGUGUCUAUUCCUUUGUUAGGGGAGGAGGUUGAACCUGAUAUGGAGGUCAACUACAUGGAUGACAGAGAAGUGGAAAGUAAGGAGGCUGAGCCAGUAAAGGUAGAAAAAGAAGUGGAUAAGUUCAGUAUUUGGCCAAAUGCUGCCAGUAUUUUGAGAGCUACAGAAGACUCUGACUAUGAUGAGAACAGCCAAGAUACACCACCCUCAAGUUAUUAUAACGAGCCCCCAAACACCACUACAAUAACCUCCACAAUUCCAGUACUUACCCAGAGCACAGCACUGGUUGAUACUCAGCCCCAUCAUGUGCCACAUCACAUGUCAGCAUCAGGCUUCAACAAUGAGUACAGACCUCCUUCUGAUAUUCCACCACCAUCCAACUUUCCCCCACCCCACAUGAUGCAGGGACAGAACCUAACAAUGAGGCCUCCACCUAUGUCAAUGCCACCACCAAUGCAGGGUAUUCCUCCGAUAUCAGGACCACCCCCCAUGCAGGGGCCCCCUCCACCCAUCCAUGUCCCUCCUCCAGUGCGUGGCCCUCCCCCCAUGCAAGGUGGCAACACACAGCAGUAUGGCCCACCUCCAGCUACGUACCCUCCAUAUCAGAACCAGUGGGCAGGCACCCAAACACAACCACCACAGCAGCAGCCCCCACCUGGACCAGUUCCACAGAAUAUUAUACCACCCAGAGGACCACCACCACCAUUUCCUCCAAUGGCCCAGAGAGCUCCUGCUCCUCAAAUGUUUGAUCCCUCCAUUCCCCCUCAACACAUGGUACAGCAGGGCCCCCCACCAGGCCUCCCCCCACCUCCUGCUUUUGAUGGACAGGCCAGUUUACCUCCUCCAAGAUUUACUGGACCUCCAUUACCGUUUAAUUUCUCUGCAAACAGAGGCCCUCCUCCAACUUUUGCAGGGCCACCUCCUGGUCACUUUGAUAACAGACUCCCUCCUCCGUCCCACUUCCCAGGGCCAAGGGGUCCCCCACCAACUCAGUAUGGUGACCAUGGGGCUCAGCCCCCUAUGGCAGACCCACCUCGAGGCCCUCCUGAACAGUAUAAUAAAGACAAUUCUAACUCUUUCAAUUUAAACGUGGAUCAGAAACCAAACCCUCUUCAUAUGUACAAAGACAAUCAGGGUCCCCCACCAGGUCAAGCAUUCCGAGGACCUCCACCUAACCAGUAUGAGGACAGAAGAGGUCCACCUUCCAGUAGUGAGAUGAGUGGACAGCGCUUCAGUCCACAUAACCAGUAUGGGAGCUCCAGAACACACUCCCCUCCUCAUCGUGGAUCUUUUGAUGAGCCAAGAGGUCCUCCCCCUCAUGAGAGUAGACCCCAUCCAUCUCAACGCUUUGGAGGAUCAGAGCGGUACCGCUUUGAUAGGCACUCUGAUGAGCCAAGGCCUAUUCGCCACAGUGGUCCGCUGCUUCCAACUCCUUCAGACUCUCCUUUACCCCCUCCAAGUCGUAUGGGAGCCCACAGUCCAGACCUGCACAGGGAUGAACACCGGCGCCGCCACUCCCCUGAAAUAAGGAGGAGAAGCAGCACCACUCGUGAGGACUCAGAACCUCGUGGUGGAGAGCGUUUUAGUCGCUUUGAAGUGGGGCACCGGGAACCGCCAGGUCCUUCACAACUCCCUGAGGAGAGACCAAGGGAAGUGUCAGAGGACCGGCGGCGGGACAGAGAGCGAGAAGUCCCUCACCCUGGCAGGCCAUCUUGGGACAGAAACCAGGGCAAGCGGUGGAGCAGAGAGCAAGAAAGAGAGUGGGACAGAGGCAAAGAAAGGGACCGUGAACGGGAGCGUAGCCGGGAAAGAGAGCGCAGCAGAGGGAGGGAGAGUGAGAGGCACAGGGAGACAGACGGAGAGCGACAUAGAGAUCAAGACUCUGAUAAGAGGAGAGACCGGGAGAGAGACAGGGAAAGAGAUAGAACUAGGGAUUCUGACAGGAGGGACCACGACCGGGAUAGAGCUAGAAAUCGCGACCGGGACAGAGAGCGUGAUCGUGAUAGAGAACGGGACAGGAGACGGGACAGAUCCAGAAGCAGGGAGCGUGACAGGGACAGAGACCGUGGGAAAGAUCGGGGUCGAGAUAGAGACAGGGACAGAGACAGAGACAGGGACAGGGAUCGCCGUGAAAGAAGCCGGAGUAGAGAAAAGAGAGAGGAGAAAAAGGACAGCAAACAUGACACACCCAAGGAGAGCGUUAAAGCUGCAGAGAAUGACAAGAACAUGUCCUAGUCUCUGUUUUAUGGACACUACAUAAUGGUUGAGAGACACUCAACAGUGUAUAUGAAGAUGGACAGUGUUAAGUUCAACAGCUGUACUUUUUCUAUCAAAAAGUUUGACAUUUGUAUUGUUUUUGUCACUCAAUAGUUCUUUUACCAUGUUUAAAAAAGACGGACACCUAAGGACAAACAUUUAUGUAGGAGGUUACGACCUAUAACAUGUAAGUUUCUUCAGUCAAAUCUUUUUUUAAGAGAACAAUAACUGAUUAACACCUUUUCAGUAUGUAAAUAUGAAUGUACUUGUGUAUAUACUGAUGUUUUUAAUCAUACUUUUCUAAGUAGAGAAAUCAUAAGCCAUAUAUGGAUAAUGUGAAAGUUAAACAAACACUGUUUACACACAGAAGUGUGUUUAAAUGCCCAGCAGGUUUGAACUUACAGGCUCCACUUGUCAACAGUCAACACCACAUCUAUGGUUGUUAAUAAA
This is a messenger RNA of Cheilinus undulatus (humphead wrasse), 8359 nucleotides long. RefSeq names its product death inducer-obliterator 1 (gene dido1). Gene Ontology annotation, cellular component: nucleus. The coding region runs from base 230 to 7888 and encodes 2552 amino acids. The transcript is spliced from 17 exons. Gene Ontology annotation, biological process: DNA-templated transcription; apoptotic signaling pathway. Lineage: Eukaryota; Metazoa; Chordata; Actinopteri; Labriformes; Labridae. The record is from RefSeq and is a predicted model, not a curated record.